UCUCGACGUCACGUUUUACCCUCUGUGUUAACCACACGUGAUGGACUUGGCUCUUGUUAUGUGCUUUAUGCACUGGAAAUACUGUUCACUUUAGAGACUGGAGACACUUCCAAUCUGCUCCAAACAGAAGCAGUGGACACGAGGCUGGAGUGUCUCACGUGUCCUGCUCUUAUGACACAGCUGCUGUUUCUUGCAGGAGUCAUGAAGUGGUUGGUGGUGAGUUUGGUGAUGCUCUGGAGCUCUGAGGCUGCAGGAACUGACGUGAGCUGCAAAGAUGAAAACGGCGACAAAGUGGAUUGGUACAUUCUGUAUAAAGCACCAAAGGACAACAAAGACACAUCCAAACUCAAACUCGAACUCAAACUCAAACCGCUGAGGGCGACGAGUAUGUUUAUAUCAGCAAGAAUGUGAAGAGAAAACUGCCAAAUCCAUCACAGAAAUCCUGAGGAACACUCUCAGCCCCAUGCUCAAAUCAGUGCGGGACAUGGACGAAUCCUUUGGCUUCCUGAGCUACAACGACCAACCUCCAGGAUCCAACAGUGGAUCAGAGUAUGGACACAGCAAAGGUGUGGUGAUGGGGGACAGCAGCACUGGAACCGGUCUGUGGUUCACUCACAGCACUCCUCAGUUUCCGUUCAGGAGGGACCAGAACCUUUUCUGGCCUGAUAGUGGUUAUACAAAUGCUCAGACCUUCAUGUGUGUGACUCUGGGCUAUGAUGAUCUCAAGACUGUAGGGAGACACCUACAGAACAUCAGAGCUCUUGUUUUUGAUCAUGACCUUCCUGUUGACUUCCACAAAGAGCUAAAGGAUGCAGUCCAAAAAAGCCCAGACACUCGCAGUGACUCUGACCACGAGAAACUCCAAGAUCUAAAGACCAAAGAUGGAAAGGAGCUAAAGAUCCUGGCAAAAAAAACUGGCAAAACAGCUGAAGUUGGAGACCUGUACGUGCAGCUUGCUGAAGAGUUUAAAAGUGACAUGAACGCUCAGACCUGGGACCAUAAUGGUCAAAGAGACAAGAGCUUCUGUUAUAUAGGCUAUAACGUGGUUAACAUAAAAGAGGUCAGCACAGAUGUUGGAGUGUGGAUCAACACAAAAGAUCACUCCAAAUGGGCUAUAACCACUUAUGAAACUAUCCACUGGACCUGCAUCGCAGAUAACAAUAGAAGUCCAUCACAGUACGAAAGGCCUGGAGGAGCUCUGUGCAUCAAGGACGAACAAGUCAAAAACUACUUUGAAGAGUUCAUAAAGACUACAGAAGACUGUCCCAAACGAAAACGAAGCCAUGAUUCUCUUGGAAGUUUACCUUCCUCUUUUCCAAAAAAAAAACUAAAUUGAAUUUGAAUUGAAUUUGUUUGGAGGAUAAGCCCCUUGAGAUGUGUCACCAUCUCGUUUUCAAGGGGGGUCCUCAUGAAAAACUAGCACAGAGCCAACACCAAAAACCACCCGUGAGACUCCAUCCAUCCAUCCAUUUUCUUCCGUUUAUCCGGGGCCGGGUCGCGGGGGGAGCAGCCUAAGCAGGGACUCCCAGACUUCCUUCACCCCAGACACGUCCUCCAGCUCCUCCGGGGGGACCCCGAGGCGUUCCCAGGCCAGCCGAGAGACAUAGUCCCUCCAGCGUGUCCUGGGUCUUCCCCGGGGCCUCCUCCCGGUGGGACAUGAACACCUCCCGAGGGAGACGUCCAGGAGGCAUCCGGAACAGAUGCCCGAGCCUCAACUGGCUCCUCUCGAUGUGGAGGAGCAGCGGCUCUACUCCGAGCUCCUCCCGUGUGACUGAGCUCCUCACUCUGUCUCUAAGGGAGACGCCCAGCCACCCUGCGGAGGAAACUCAUUUCGAGCGCUUGUAUCUGUGAUCUCGUCCUUUCGGUCACUACCCAGAGCUCAUGACCAGAGGUGAGAGGAGGAACGAAGACUGACCGGUAAAUCGAGAGCUUCACCUUUCGACUCAGCUCCUCUUCACCACAACGGUCCGAUACAGCGACCGCAUCACUGCCGAAGCUGCACCGAUCCGCCUGUCAAUCUCACGCUUCCGUCCUCCCCUCACUCGUGAACAA
This is a messenger RNA of Boleophthalmus pectinirostris (great blue-spotted mudskipper), 2052 nucleotides long. Its product is annotated as plancitoxin-1-like. The record is from RefSeq and is a predicted model, not a curated record. Lineage: Eukaryota; Metazoa; Chordata; Actinopteri; Gobiiformes; Gobiidae. Gene Ontology annotation, molecular function: deoxyribonuclease II activity. The coding region runs from base 464 to 1336 and encodes 290 amino acids. Gene Ontology annotation, biological process: apoptotic DNA fragmentation. The transcript is spliced from 6 exons.